GAGCUGGAGCUGCUGUGAGGAGUUUGUUCCGUCGGCUGUUGUGUCGGCCUGUCUCCCCCGCCGGGAUGCACGACGCCUACGAACCGGUGCCGAUCCUGGAGAAGCUGCCGUUGCAAAUCGAUUGUAUGGCGGCCUGGGAGGAUUGGCUUCUUGUUGGCACCAAGCCAGGACAUCUCCUUCUCUACAGGAUCAAGAAGGAAUUGGGUAGCAACAGAUUUGAAGUCUUACUUGAAAAGUCCAACAAAAACUUUUCAAAGAAAAUUCAACAGCUGUAUGUUGUAUCCCAGUUUAAAAUACUGAUCUCCCUCUUGGAAAGUAAUAUUUAUGUUCAUGACUUACUCACAUUCCAACAAAUUACAAUGGUUACAAAGGCCAAAGGUGCCAGUCUGUUCUCAUGUGACUUGAAGCGAUCUGACGGCGAUGAGCUGAUUCUCAAUAUGUGUGUAGCUGUGAAGAAGAAACUUCAGCUCUACUACUGGCAGGACAGGGAGUUUCAUGAAACACAGGCGGAUUUCAGUGUUCCUGAUGUUCCCAAAUCCAUGGCUUGGUGUGAGAACUCCAUUUGCGUGGGCUUUAAGAGGGAUUACUAUCUUAUUCGGUUGGAUGGGAAAGGUUCAAUAAAAGAGCUUUUCCCAACCGGGAAGCAACUGGAGCCCCUUGUGACUCCCUUGGAGGACCAAAAGGUGGCAGUUGGGCAAGAUGACUUAACAGUGGUUCUGAAUAAGGAUGGAAUCUGCACUCAGAAAUGUGCUCUGAACUGGACAGAUAUCCCUCUCGCAAUGGAACAUCAGUCGCCUUAUAUCAUAGCAGUGCUGCCGCGAUAUGUGGAGAUCCGUACUUUUGAGCCACGCCUGCUGGUACAGAGUGUGGAGCUGCAAAGGCCACGGUUUAUCACUUCAGGAGGGCCUAACAUUGUAUAUGUGGCCAGCAAUCACUUUGUAUGGCGAUUGGUACCUGUUUCAAUUGCAACUCAGAUCCGACAGCUUCUUCAAGACAAGCAGUUUGAAUUAGCAUUACAGCUUGCUAAAAUGAAGGAUGACUUGGACAGUGAUAAGUGGCAGCAGAUUCACCACAUUCAGAACCUGUUUGCUUUCAAUCUGUUCUGCCAAAAACGCUUUGAUGACUCCAUGCAGGUUUUCGCUAAACUCGGCACAGAUCCCACUCAUGUGAUUGGGCUUUACCCAGACCUGUUGCCAGCUGAUUACAGGAAACAACUUCAGUAUCCAAAUCCUCUUCCGGCACUAUCCACUGCAGAACUGGAGAAAGCACAUUUAGCACUCAUAGACUACUUGACACAGAAACGAACCCAUUUGGUAAAACAACUGCAUGAUUCAGAACCCUCUACCACGUCACCCCUUGUGGAAGGAACUCCAAUUAUCAAGUCAAAGAAAAAAUUACUCCAGAUCAUUGACACAACAUUACUGAAGUGUUACCUUCACACAAAUGUGGCACUCGUGGCCCCCUUGUUACGGCUGGAGAACAAUCACUGUCACAUUGAAGAGAGCGAGCAUGUACUGAAGAAAGCACACAAGUACAGCGAGCUGAUCAUUCUGUAUGAAAAGAAGGGCCUGCAUGAGAAAGCCCUGCAGGUUUUACUAGAUCAGGCGAAGAAAGCCAAUUCACCACUGAAAGGCCAUGAGCGAACUGUGCAGUACCUCCAAAGACUGGGGAACGAGAACUUGAAUAUUAUUUUUGAAUUUUCUCUUUGGGUCCUGAAAACAUGUCCGGAAGAUGGGUUAAAGAUAUUUACAGAGGAUCUGCCCGAGGUGGAAAAUCUACCAAGAAACAAAGUUUUGGACUUCCUAAAGGAGAGCUGUAAAGAGCUUGCUAUUCCAUAUCUGGAACACAUUAUCCAUAUCUGGGAUGAAACAGGGCCAGUCUUCCACAACUGCCUGAUCCAACUGUACCGUGAGAAGGUGCAAGCCCUCAUGAAGGAAUAUCUCAACUCUCUGCCUGAGGAUGAGAUUCCUGUUCCUGCUGGAAUGGAGGAAGGGGAGUUGGGAGAGCAUAGGAAAAAGCUGUUGUGUUUCUUGGAAAUUUCAACGCAUUAUCAACCCAGCAAACUCAUCAGCGACUUCCCAUUUGAUGGGUUGCUAGAGGAGCGAGCAUUGCUGAUGGGUCAGAUGGGUUUACACGAACAAGCCCUUUUUAUUUAUGUUCAUAUACUGAAGAAUAUUAAAAUGGCCGAAGAAUACUGUCACAAGCAUUACGAUUGGAACAAGGAUGGCAACAAAGAUGUGUACCUUUCUCUAUUACGUAUGUACCUGUCGCCACCUGACAUUCACUGUGUGGGACCAAUCAGGAUGGAGAUACCAGAGCCACAGGCAAACCUGCAGGCUGCAUUGCAAGUACUGGAGCUGCACCACAGCAAACUGGACACCACAAAGACUUUGAAUCUGCUUCCUGCCAACACGCAAAUCCGGGAGAUCCGAGUAUUUCUGGAAAACGUUCUUGAAGGAAAUGCACAGAGACGACGCUGCAAUCAAGUUAUGAAAAGUCUCCUUCAUGCAGAAUUCCUUCGUAUUCAGGAGCAGAGAAUUUAUCAUCAGGAGGUGAAAUGCAUCAUAACAGAGGAGAAAAUCUGCCGAGUCUGCAAAAAGAAAAUUGGAAACAGUGCUUUUGCUCGUUAUCCCAAUGGAGUUGUGGUCCAUUAUUUCUGCUGCAAAGACCGCAAUGUUUGUCCCACAGAGACGUGAGUGUGCCAGUUCAAUCAGGAUGCAAGAUCUUUUUUGUUCUGAAGAUGGACAUUUGAAUAAGAUGGACUUUCAGAAAGCUGGCCUGACUGUUGGAGGAUGAGUGGGCAUAUGAUGUGCACUGUGUGAUAUAUUGUUAACUUCAUUAAUAAUUGUGUACAGACACUCUUAAUGGCAUGUCCGCUGUCUGCUUACAUUGGGGAGUUGCUGAAAAACUGGAAGUCAUUUUCUGUGUAUAGUUGUAUAUUUGACCUUUGCCAUUUCAUGAAAGACAAUUGCACUACAUAAGAGCACAUCCCCAGAGUCUAAAAGCAGACCCGUUGGUUUUUAGGCUUCACCAGAAAUUAAAUUCCUUAUGAAGAGGUGUGACAUUUUGAGGACUUAUUCUCCUCUUACCUAAGCCCUCUGUUCAUAGCAUUCUUUAGUUUGUAGCUCCUGACUUUUACUUACACAUCCUGCCUGCUGUGAGUGUUGUGUGCCUUGUUCUAAUAUGGAAAAAAUACUAAAUGAUGCAUUAUAUGGAAGUGACAUGUUCACUGCUGGUGUGGAACACCUUCCUUUAUGACGGUAUUGAAGUUAUGAAGCUCAUUUGAUCUUUUUAUUUUGGAUCUUGAAUCCAUAAAUGUUAACCAUGUUGGGCGUGUCUUGUCACUUUUUGUCUUUGAAUACGUUAGCAGACCUGUUUGAAUUGGAAAAAAAAAAUUUUUGUACGCCAUGCUACUUUAUAUUCUUUCACUAUUAAAUCCCCACAUACUAAAGCAACUUUUAAUACAAGUACAUUAGCAUUCCCCACCUGUUCUUGGUUGAGGCAACAAUUGUGUGGCUGCACACCUCUGUUCCAUCCCAGAUACUGGGUAGCAACGUGUGAAAGUUGGGUAAGCACUGGAAGAAGCUUAGCUGUGAUACCCCUGUCCCUGCAACUGUUGGGUAGAAUUCAUUGUCUAGGUCAUGUGAGUGAGAUACUGGAGGGCUAUGGUACUGUUGGGGUCUUAUCCCAGUCACUGUACUUUCAGGAGAGAAGAAAAAAACAAAGGUUCAGAAAUGUUCUUUUGGUUACAGAGAUAAUCAAAAAGGUGAAUUUUAAACAAUGCUCCAAAUGAAUGGGGAUUUUUUUUGUGUGCAAUGGAAUAGUCUGGUUAUAGGAUUGCAUUUGUUUCCAAUAUAUAUCCUGUUGGAUGCUAAGCACCAAGGUUGAAUUUUAAUUUUUAACAGGUGGCUAGAUUUUGGCAAUGGGUUUGUAUUUUUUUGCUAAAUUUUCCUUUUCCUACAGUGGAAGGAUUUUAAAUAGUCGUUCUUCACCCUCACCUCCAUCCUCCACAUGGCAUCUAUUCUAAUGAAAGGAAUGCAACAACAUGAAGUGUGAAGGAUUGAUUAUAUGGUGUGUGUGCAAUGAGCUGGGAUACUGUUAGCUCACAUGCAUUCGGUUUGAUGCUUUGUUUUGCAACAGCACUUCAUAGAGUACAAUGGGGUAGCAACAGUUGAAGGCCAGAAAAUGGAGGUUGGGAAGCUUGCAGAAACAAUUUGCUUUUGAUUAUGUAAGGAUCAGACUAGCAAAACUUAGAGGGUAAAGAACAUGUCCAGGAUUUUGCAUGUCAGUCUCUCACAAUGCCCAGCUCUGCAUUGUUGCAUUGAUGCUAAGCUUAGAAUUAAAACCUGAUGUCCUUACUGGGAAGUUGCAUUUCAACUAGAAGCUCCCAGCUUAAAAGUGUCCCUGAUAGAACAUAGACCUAAGCUUCCCUGCAGGGGAAAUCUCCACAAGAAUUUCUCUGGAGAAAGGGAAAACAAACAGAUUUAAGUGAGGUGAAUAUAUCAUUCUGCUCAAUUCUGCCUUCUGGUGAGUCAACCAGAAUCAAGACUGCCCAUAAAUCUGAUCCCAUUUCAAGUAGGUGUGCACUCCAACUUCUAGACGAUGGCUAAUAACUGGAAAGAAGGGAACAAUUUGGCAGGCAAAAAUUAAAGAAGCAAUCAUGAAUACAUUAUUUAAAAAAACAACUUGAUUGAAUGCUACAACAGAUUAUGACAUCACACUAACCAUGUUAUAUUAAGCACCAAGCAGAGAAGGAAGAAGGCUGAUUCAACCAUGAUGAUUAGGCACCAGGAACUUUUAAUUUAACAGUGACCUGGAGAAUGUGGCCUCUGUGUUGCUUUCUGAAUGGGUUGAAUUUGGAUCUCCCAGUGAUUAUGUUUAAAUGUGAUAAAACUUUUCCUUACUGCUUAUUUUGCACUUAAGGCUGUCCUGAGUAAGCUUGUGAAUAGAAAUUUUUAUUAACUAUCCAGAAGGAAGAGUCAGUGGCCCAAUGGAUUUCAACUCUGGAUAUCAGCUUCCAUUUUCUGCUCUCCCUAGGAUUUUGAAUUGCAUUGGGGAUGAUCUCAAUUUGUUCUAUAUAUCUGUAGAUCCACAACAGAAAACUGUCCAUAAUUUAGUACAAAUUAACAUUUGUUUAUUUGGAGAAGCCCAAUAGAAUAUUUAUACCAAAUAAAAUGGAGUAGACUUUGUGGAUAGAGGGAGUGCAUUUGUUUUCCCAGGUGUGUUUGUACGUUACUGUGACUAUUACUAUCCUUAAAUCUGUUGUGUCUGUUUUUAUGGCAACAGUAGAAAUUGACUAGUGUUAAUGCCUGAUCUCCUGAAGAUAAUUCUGACUUUCUAAAAUUUGAUGUUCCUUCCUAUCCCAAAUCUGCCUGAACACUGAGAUAAAGUUUAAAACCUUUCAUCUUCCUGAGGAAUUUUAUGAAAUCCAAAGUUGGAUGAAAUCCAAGGCCACAGAUUUCUUUAUGUUUAAGUCUAAUACCAGGAUAUGUCAACUUUCCUUUGCCUCCCCCCUCAGUUUAAAAACUAGAACAUUAAAUUCCCAGGCACCCUAUUGAUAGAAACUGUUUAAUGUGCUCUAAAGUCAAGAUUUGAUUUUUGCAUUUACAAAACCUUGAGAUUCCAUACUAGAUUUAUGGCAAAUGUGCCCCUUGACAGAUGAAGAAAGCCUGUGUUCAGGGAGCUAACUGCAGCCAAAGCAACUUUGGGACAGGGAAACAUCAGAUCAUUGUUUAAGUACUGGAGAACAGCUGGCACCUGUGGAACUGUACUUCUGCAUUAUUACCUUUAAGAGAAGAUGAUAGAAGACUAGAAGGUGAUAAGGUACUUGCAAGCCACAAGUUACAAUUUAUUCUUGGUAUGACAAAAGUUGCGAACAUUACUAGUAUUAUGCUCUCUCUCAGUUCCUCCAUUGAGCAGUUGUUGAUUAGUCAAGUCCUUCUAAUAGCAGCUCUCACUGAAUGUAGCAUUGAAGUUGAAGUGCAAAGAGUGAGAGAGAUCUCUGCCUUGAGGUUGUUUACUUUGCUUCUCAACUUUCAAAUAAAUCGACGCAGCUGUGGCUAUCAACAGGCACAGGCGAUAUUGAACAACUUGAACAUGGAAUCCUCUGAUUUAAAUUGGAGUUUGCAAUACUUACUGAUUUCAAUGUACCAGUGACACAAUUCACACAGCAACAGUUUUUUUAAUGGACUGAAGUGCCUAAAUGGAAGGGAAGAAAACAUUGGCACCACCUGCCGUCAUGUUUCUAGUUAGUCCCAUCCACUACACGCCCUUCUGAUCCUCUCUCGUUGCAAGGGAUUGGUAUGGAGACCUUGAGAACAGGACAGGAAGGGAAGAUACUGUAAAUACUAACAGCAAAUGCUUUGCAGUUAUUUUUGGAAAAAUAGACACUAGUGCUGCAAUAUUGCUUGCACUUCUCACAGUUCUGGAUUUGGUAGUACUGUGCCAUACCUAACUCCUGAUGAUUGAAAAGUUUGUGCACUUUCUAGUCUUUUUAGAAAUUAAACUUGAGAAGAUUUGCUUAACAGGAAUUCCGAUGACUGCUAUAUUAUGUUCAUCUUGAAUGCUUCUGUAUAAUUUAAACUAUGUUUGUAUAAAUGUAAAUAUUUUUUUCUUUCCUUGGCUCAUGCUGCUUUACUGAAAAGUAACAAAAUGUACUGGUAAAGAAUGUGUAUGGCUGUGCAAUUUGGUUUGCUUAUGAAAGUGCAUUUUUGGAGAGUUGUGGAGUGUGCACUUUAGGGAAUUCCCAGAUAAAAGUACUUGGGUUCCUGAUGUAGGCUGUUAAGUCCUCUCAUUCGAAGCAGUAAUUAGAAAGCAAUAAUAGAUACAACACACCUGUCCUUAGGAGCAAAAAGUCAACCUGAUCACUACCAGUUGAAGCCUGACUGAAAGACAGCUGACAUCUAUAUCUAUGCGCACUGUGUGUUGGGGCUCAGCUGUAAUACCUUGUGAAGUCAAAUAUCUUGUAAAUAUAUAUGCCAUGCGUGAAAUAUGAGGAGGGCAGUAUUUGUGGACCAGUUUGCCCAGAGAGAGUCAACAUCUUCCAAGAGAAGAGGCCCAAAGUAACAAAUUGGCUAUCAGGAAUUAAUGCAACGUGUGGUGAAAAAGUAAUUGUUUUCAGUCUUUAUUUUCUGUUUAUUGAGAAAAGCAUUUAUGUGGAACAUUUUCAGCUUUGUAAGAAAUGGACAUGGAUUGACUUUUACAAUAAUUUCGACAGCGAUUAAUAUGGUUCAUAUUUGAUUCAUUACACAGCUUUGUAAUGCAGAAUUCCCAUACUUUCAACUAUGCGUGUUCACUUGCGCGUUGAGAGGUUGCUUGCCAGCCAUGUUACUGUUCUUUAAUAAAGGUAAAAUGGUGGUGUA
Carcharodon carcharias (great white shark) is the source of this 7361-nucleotide messenger RNA. It is a transcript of the gene vps39, whose product is annotated as VPS39 subunit of HOPS complex. Gene Ontology annotation, biological process: autophagy; vesicle-mediated transport; endosomal vesicle fusion. Bases 66 to 2696 code for a protein of 876 amino acids. Gene Ontology annotation, cellular component: membrane; cytoplasm. The record is from RefSeq and is a predicted model, not a curated record. The transcript is spliced from 25 exons. NCBI's taxonomy places the organism in Eukaryota, Metazoa, Chordata, Chondrichthyes, Lamniformes, Lamnidae.